Pyricularia oryzae 70-15 is the source of this 165-nucleotide messenger RNA. RefSeq lists its product as uncharacterized. Bases 1 to 165 code for a protein of 54 amino acids. The record is from RefSeq and is a predicted model, not a curated record. Lineage: Eukaryota; Fungi; Ascomycota; Sordariomycetes; Magnaporthales; Pyriculariaceae. The transcript has 2 exons.
AUGAAUUCAGGUACCGGUACCUACAAUGCAGGAAUAUCCAAGGCAUUCGACCAGAGCGGGGUCUCACGCCGACUCUUGCAAGUCAACUACUGGCGGCUGAAUUGGACGGAAUGGGCCUGGCUGCUGGGUACUCUCGGAAAUCGAGACCUGAAAAGGGAAACUUGA